AUGAGCUACACCCAGUUUGCCUUCCCCUGGUUUUCUCUGGAAAGCAAUGCUGGAGAGGUGGCCAUCAAAAGGGUGCCACGGGAGCGCGUCCGGCACUGGGGCGAGCUGGAGAUCGUGCUGCUGGCCAAGGUGUCCACUGGCUUCCCUGGUGUGGUCCAGCUGCUGGAGUGGCUUGAGCUCCCCAACGAUGUCUUGAUGGUGCUGGAGCGCCCGGAGCGGUGUCAGGACCUGCAGCAUUUCAUUCGGGCACGGGGCUUCCUGCCCGAGGAGGUGGCGCGGGAGCUGUUCCGCCAGGUGCUGGAGGCCGUGCGGCACUGCACCAGCUGCGGGGUCCUGCACAGGGACAUCAAACCAGAGAACAUCCUGGUU
Haemorhous mexicanus (house finch) is the source of this 369-nucleotide messenger RNA. RefSeq names its product serine/threonine-protein kinase pim-1-like. The transcript is spliced from 3 exons. The record is from RefSeq and is a predicted model, not a curated record. Lineage: Eukaryota; Metazoa; Chordata; Aves; Passeriformes; Fringillidae. Gene Ontology annotation, molecular function: ATP binding; protein serine/threonine kinase activity. Gene Ontology annotation, biological process: protein autophosphorylation. The annotation marks the transcript as partial. Gene Ontology annotation, cellular component: cytoplasm.